Molecule: messenger RNA, 1798 nt
Organism: Polistes dominula (European paper wasp)
Lineage: Eukaryota; Metazoa; Arthropoda; Insecta; Hymenoptera; Vespidae
Product: lipase 3
Biological process (GO): lipid metabolic process
Molecular function (GO): hydrolase activity, acting on ester bonds
Source: RefSeq, a predicted model, not a curated record
AAUCCCACUCUUACCAUACGUCGAAUAGAAUCAACUAUAAAGUAGCUUUCUACUAUUUAAUGGCGUAUCAGUCAAAUAUUCGUGUAUAUAUAUAUUAGUGAGAAUGAUUUAAUUUGUCGGUUAAAAAAAAAAAAAAAAAAGGAACAGUGUUUAAUAAUAAAAAUACUUCUUUCAUAAUCUCUACACGGGAUAUGAAAAGGAAAAGAAGAAGAAGAAGAAGAAGAAAAAAAAAGUAGGAAAAGUAAAUAAAGAAAGAAGAACGAACUUGUUGUUACAAUAAAUAAUGUCUCUCAAUAAAUCGAUUAAUUAUAGACGACUUUGAACCAAACUGACUAGUGUUAGAAACAGAUAUAAAUCUCAUUUGUGAAAUGACAACAGUUUAAUUUUAAAUUUUGUUUACUUUCAUUUCACAUUAUUAUAUACUUUUAUCGGAUAGAAAACAACUUUCUCGACUGAUUAACAUUUUAAUAAGAAAUAUUAUUUAUUCAUAUAAUGAACGAAGAAACGAAAGAAGAUGAGAUACAUAUGACAACGCCUGAACUCAUAGAACAUCACGGUUAUAUACCUGAAACUCAUUAUAUUUGGACAGAAGAUGGUUAUUGUUUAACAGUACAUAGAAUCAUAGGACCCAAAACAUCAAAUGAACAAUUGACAGAUUCCAAUGUUACAUCUAACACAGAACAAAAUGUUACUGAUGACUCAGAAAUAUCAACUUUAUUAAAUGUUGACAAAUUGACACUUAAUGAAAAGCCUGAAAAUAAUUCAUCAUCCAGACCACCGGUUAUAGUAAAUCAUGGAGUACUUUCCAGUUCAGCAGAUUGGGUUUUACUUGGACCGCAGAAAGCUCUUGCGUAUACUUUGUGUCAAGCUGGUUAUGAUGUAUGGUUGGUAAAUGCACGUGGUAAUGCGUACUCCAGAAAGCAUAAAAUUUAUACACCGAAGAACAGAGAGUUCUGGGACUUUAGUUAUCACGAGGUAGGAUAUUACGAUUUACCAGCAAUAAUAGAUUAUGUUUUGGAAGAAACUGCCAAUUCGGAAUUAUCUUAUGUCGGCUAUAGUCAAGGAACUACUGCAUUUUACGUAAUGGGCAGUGAAAGACCUGAAUACAAUGCUAAAGUUAAAGUAAUGGUCAGCUUAGCGCCAAUAGCUUUUUUAUAUAAUCAACAAAGUCCAUUACUCAAAUUAGUUGUACAUUUUUAUAAUUUAGUCGAGUGGGGUUCUUUUUAUUGCAAUAUACAUCAUUGGUUCCCUCAUAGUAAGUUUCAAGCACGUGCAGUUAGUACCAUUAUUCGUAAUGCUCCUCCCGCAUUGACAAAGAGUUUUUGCAAUUGUUGGUUUCACAUAAUUGCUGGAUUUGGUAGUAAUCAAUUGGACAAAGAUAUGUUUCCUUUAAUUUUUGGACACUUUCCAGCUGGUGUUUCAGCCAAACAGAUUAUUCAUUAUAGUCAAGGCAUUGUAUCAGGAGCAUUUAGAAAAUUUGAUUAUGGGUUUAGUCAAAAUUUAAAAAAAUAUGGUUCAUCUCAACCACCAAAAUAUGAUUUAAGAAAAGUUAAAGUACCAGUGGCAAUAUUUUACGGAGAAAAUGAUUCUUUGACACAUUUUUCGGAUGUGCAAAAAAUUAUAGACAAGUUACCGAAUGUAAUAGAGACGAAGAAAAUCGAAUAUUCGAAAUUUAAUCAUGUCGAUUUUCUAUGGGGUAGAGAUGCUAAAAAACUUGUUUAUAAUAACGUUGUAGCAGUAUUAAAACGAUUCUAAUUACACUUAUAAAUAUUGGAAACCAUUUUGGAAAAAAAAAAAC